This is a messenger RNA of Monopterus albus (swamp eel), 2669 nucleotides long. RefSeq names its product leptin receptor overlapping transcript like 1 (gene leprotl1). The record is from RefSeq and is a predicted model, not a curated record. Gene Ontology annotation, cellular component: endosome. Gene Ontology annotation, biological process: late endosome to vacuole transport via multivesicular body sorting pathway; negative regulation of growth hormone receptor signaling pathway. The transcript has 4 exons. Bases 92 to 487 code for a protein of 131 amino acids. NCBI's taxonomy places the organism in Eukaryota, Metazoa, Chordata, Actinopteri, Synbranchiformes, Synbranchidae.
AGGGCUGGUCUCGACAGCCGAGGAGGGGGUCCUGUUGUCAGUCGUCAGGGCUGCGUGUGUCCGUGUGCGUGUGUGCUUUUGUCCAGGAGAAAUGGCUGGGAUUAAGGCUCUCAUUAGCCUGUCCUUCGGAGGGGCCAUUGGCCUCAUGUUCCUCAUGCUAGGAUGUGCCCUCCCUGUGUACGACGAAUACUGGCCUUUGUUCCUCCUCUUCUUCUACAUCCUCUCUCCAAUUCCUUAUUGCAUCUCGCGGAGGGUGGUCGAUGACACAGACUCGGCCAGUAACGCCUGCAAAGAGCUGGCCAUUUUCCUCACGACAGGCAUUGUCAUUUCAGCCUUUGGCCUGCCCAUCAUCUUUGCAAGAGCCGCAUUAAUCAAAUGGGGGGCGUGUGCGCUCGUGCUAACGGGUAACAUAGUCAUCUUCGGGACCAUCCUGGGCUUCUUCCUCGUCUUCGGAUCCAACGAUGACUUCAGCUGGCAGCAGUGGUAAAACAGCAGAGGGAGGGGGAGACCUUAGUCUGAACUGUUUCUAAUAGGCAUUAUUACUAUGGUAUUACUGUUUGGUUCUUGUUGUUGUUAAGUACAUCAUGACCGCCCAUCCGUAGACUGACACCAAACCAGUGCAAUGCUUUUUUUUUACUGCCAGCAUCAUAUUGAACUGACACAAGUGGGAUGGAAAAUGCUGACUGUCAGCUGGAUUUGUCCUCAUUUUAAGUUUUGCUCUUUGACAUCUGUGCUGUCAGUUUUCUCCUUCUGUGUGUCUGCUUUCAUUUUGAGCAUCGUCAGUCAAACAGUGGUGAAUAACUGCUUGUGUUAUCUGUGAAAAUAUGUGAAUUAAAUCUAAUUAAGAUUUAACCUGACCAGAAGCACAGGCUCAAACCCAUCUGGGCCCCAUUCUCUAUUUAGCAGACACUGGAAGACACUUCUUCUAUAAUGAGAGGACAGAUGGAGUUCCAGACUUAAGUGCUGAGCUGAGUGUAAAUCAGCAGAAAAAUGAUGGAAGCUUUGCACAAUGUAAGCUCACAUUUCACUCCCACCCCCACCCCCCAUUUUACAUGAUACUUAUUGGAUUGAAACUGUGUUUUGUCACAUUAAGGGUGAAGAUUCAGCUGAUAGAGGGCAGAUAUUUGCCAGCUCUUUGCUGAUGUAAUGCUAAAAUCACUAAGCUAUGAAACUUGAUAAGUCUAGAAGAUCAGUCUGCAUUUGCGAAAUAACGGGGCCGUUACUCCCACCACCUCCACUCCUGUUUCAAACCGAUGUGUAAAUAUGAUUUAAAUUAUUUGCCUUUCCAUCACUGUGUUGUUUCUUUUUGUUUCUCAUUACACAAACACACACACACACCCUGACCAUCUUGGCAGAGAUCAAAUUAAACUGACUUGGUGAUUUCCCAGGUGUCAACUGGAUGGACCCUGCUUAUUCAUCAUGUUUGUUUGCAUUUUAUAGCUCUUACCUCACUGUAUGGAUGAGUUAGCCUCACCUUGUCAGGUCAGGAUAGCAUGGCUGCCAGCUAACGUAGACUUAGCUUGAGGACAGCAGUCAAGCUAUAGUAAGACCUGGGCCCUGGUCAGUCACUGAUGGCCCUUAAGCUUUUAAAUGACUGCGCUGCUUUGACUCCUUCAAAGUAAAAGAAUCCCCACACUAUGCUUAAGCACAUUAGGUUCAUCUUUGGCAUUUGUGCCAGCGUAUGUCCUCACACACCAGCAUUCCCAAGAGAAAAAAAAACACAUGCAUUUCACAAUUACUUUGGAUUUUGAAGUUUCUCUGUUCUCUGGAUUGUGUGAAGGAAGUUUUGUGUGUUGGUUUGUGUAACGUGUGGCAGCUCCUGGAUCAGCACUCCUGUUAACUGCAUUACAGGUAGUUAAACAAGGGAAGAAUGAGGCGUCUGCUGCCUUGUUGAAGCACUGGUGUGUUGUGGUGGUGGGCUGAGCGGUGGACAUUUCCUUUUAGUCGUUUAAUUUUCUUUCUGUUUGAAAAUGUGCUCUCUGGAAGAUGAAUAUAAUUUUUUAGGUUUUAAAAGGUUUAUUUUAAGAAUAAAAUGUUUGAGUCAUGUUUUUGAAGACCAGCCCAGAAAGCUCAAAACACUGACCGAUGCCCCACAGGUCUCGUACGCUAUCUGUUACUCGACUCUUCCAGAGAUCACAACCUCGGUGAAGCUGACUAUAUUAAAAGCAGCACAAUGAUGCAGCUUUUUAGUUUCUGUUAAAGAAGUUAAUGCUGAAAACUACUGACGUGAUUUGUGAAUAUUUUUAUGUAACAAUACUUUGAAGUUAAUUCAAUAUGUGCUUUGCAGUAGUUUUUCCAGUUUGUGGUAGUCUGUAAUCCUGUCUGUGGUGGGACAAGCAGGGUAACUACACUGUUCCUGAGGUGUGAAUGUCUGUAUGAGUUUUAAGCUAAAUUUCUCAAAAGUUCUCAGUUUUGUUGUCAGUUAACUCCCUGAUGUGACAGUGUCUGGUGUGUAGCUGUGGGAUGGGUUUCUCUGUUUCUUGUUCAGUUUCUUCUAAAAGGGUUGUUACUUUUCUCUCACAAAUUUGGGGGAAUAUUGUAUUUAUUUAUUUUAUCAGAUGCUUCGUGUCAAUGUCCAACACCAUUUUCUAUCUCCGCCUUUUGUGUUAACAAGGCACAAGUCAGCAUGGUGGUUUUCUUUUUUUAAAUAAAUACUGAUUUUGAACAUC